CACGCUCUUUCUCUCUCUCUCAAAAAGAAAGAAAAAUUAAAAAAAAUUUUCUUUAAUUAAAAAAAGCAUGUGUUGUGCAAAACCCAAAAUACUCACGUGAACAAAACAGUUUACUAAGGAGUUGUACCAGUGUUUUAAGUUUAUUUCUACUCCAGAGUCCGAGAAGAUUUCCGAAGCAGGGACAUGAAAAUGAUACGAAGUAUAGCGAAUUGGUGUGUCCCUCUCAUCUCAAUCAGCCCAUUGAUAAAGGGGAAGGAGGUGACAAGGAAGAGAAAGUUAGAGCAAGAAUGAAAUGGAGGUGGUUCCACUUUCUGAGAUGACGGAUUCGAUAACAUCAUUAUGCUUGUGCCACUAAUCUUACCCAAUACAAAAAAAAUGAGGUCGGAAAAGUUUGCUGCGGGUUUGGGGGCUGCACUGGUCCUGCCCACCGGCCCCCCAGCCACUGCUGGCUCACAGAUGUCUGGGUGGGGGGACUCACUGGGGUGUGUCUUCGUCCAGGGCAGGAGCCACCUGACAAAAGAGUGACCUUGUCCCACCUAGCCCCUGUUUUCUCUUCCCCCAGAUAAGUAGACUAAGCCUUCAUGACAUUAAGUACUCCACAUCUUUUUAACAACUGAGGGUUUGAGUCCAAGUCUGUUUGAAUCAAAGCCCAGGUUCUUUCCAUGAAGCUCUUGUGCCCUGGGAAGCAUCACAGUCCAGCUGGGUAGGUGAUUCUAACAUGUAAAAUGCUUUUAGAAAAAUGUGACCAUGACCAUUAAGUCAGGAGCUAUCGACAGUACGAGUUGUGCUAAAUUCGUAGAAGCAAAGGUUCCAUGAAGGUUGUGCCAAGCGGUUACUUGGUAGAGAUAAGUUUUGAGUUGAACCUGGAACAAAGGGGAGGAUUCACUUAAGUGAAAUGUGAAUCUCUGCCUUCUUCCCCAAAAUGGCUCAAGAUGCAUGCAUGACCUUCCAAUGGGGAUCAGCAGGCUGACAUCUCUAGGAGAAGCCUAAGGAAACAAUCCUGUCAUCAUUAUCAACUCAAAGAGUUUUUCCUGUUGAUCUUGAACUGCUUUAGGGCUGAACAGACCAUCUAGUCAGACCACUCAGUCCCGGGGGUUGCCAGCCACACCCAUCCACCAUUCGUGGGCACCCUCGUGGGGUGCAGACCUUAGCCUCAGAGCUUUCCUCCCAGGCAAGGUUAAUCAGAGCCAUUCCAUUAGCUUUGUGUCCUGAAGUGCCUGUGUUCCAGCAAGAAACUUCCACUCAGAUUGGUAAGAAUUGACUGGAGACUGCUCCUAAAAUUCGGUCACUGCAUUCACUGAACACCUAGAUGAAUGUAUGCAUCUUGUGUGGGGACUGCAGAGAGAGGGGUAGCUGGGAGCAUCGUGCGAGUGGCCAGUGAGCAGCUGCCCCAGAAAGGGCUGUGUAUGCACAGAAGUGUGGGAUGGUGACCCUGCUUGCUGAUGACCUCCCACAGAGGCAGGGAGCACCUUGGGAGGCGGGAGGAAUGGCAGAUAGUGUUCAAGGGCUUUCCUGAUGUCUUUAUGUUGUUCAUUCUCUCUUGGAUUCUCUUCUCCCCUUCCCUCCUUGGGACAUCCCCCGUUUCACCCCUGUCUUCUUUCCACCACUCCAGCUCACCUCUGUCCUCCUCCUUGGACCCCCACUAUACUUUGCUCCUACGUCUCAGUUCCCUCCCCCAUCUGUUCCUACUGCUGCCCCUCUCUGUCUUUCCAUAGGCCCCUAGAUCCCUGCCCAUCUUGUCCCACCCCCUCUCCCUUUCCCCAUCUGCACAUACUUCUGUCCCUCCCUCUACCUCUCCCUUUUUCUCUCCCCCUCUCCUUCUCUUGGUCUUGGUCUCCCCUUUAAUUCUCUCUCUGCCCUUUUCUCUUACUUAGUAUCAAGUAUGGGGUCAUACUCUGUGCAGUCUGCAUAUAAUGGUGUUCACAGGAGCAAGGAAGUGGGGAGCUGCCUGACCGCCCUUUCCCAGGGAAGCUUCUUGGGAGUGCUUGUCCUGAGAUUUGCACAUGCUUCAUUUUUGACUCCUUAUUUUUAAAUGAGUUUCAGGAAUCCGUGAGCUCAGCAGAACUGUAAUAUGGAGGGCCUCAGACUGGCGUUACUCUGUGCUGAGGGCCUUUGACUUUGGAAGGUGCCGGUGUCUGUGGGAACGAUUGUCCAGCCUAACAGAAUGGGGCAGGAGGGGAAGUAGUAGAAAGCAAGGGUGUUUUCAAGCAAUUUUAAAAUAAGAAUAUCAGCACCAAAAAGGCAGAGCUCUCUUCUUCAUCCUGUAAGUAUCCUCGGUCAGUUUUGGGAACAGGGAAGUUUAAAUCAAAAAGCGAUCAAAUAUCCAUCUUAUUCCUCAACAGGUACAACAUGAUACUUUGCCCAUGGCAGGUGUUCAAUAAUUAGAAGCUAUAAGAAUCUACCUGAUAUUGGAGCGUGUCUUUGCAACUCUCCUGUAACUUCUCCGUGUAAGUGCCAAGGAAGGCGCUCCAUCCCAGGUCCCAAGCUUGUGUUUUUGUAAAGAAAGCAUUGAUGGAAUACAUGGUGUUUAGGCUUUCCUGUCACCCCUUCCGCUUCCUCUUGGGCCCUCGUUGUUUCGCCCUUUGGCUCCUGGGGAGAGCUGAGCCUUCCAAGUGGAGACCUACAUCAGGAAGGCUGCAGUCAGUCUGAGGACCACAGGCAAGGGUGCUCUGUACUCCUCAGCUGGAGUUGAGGCAGGGAGGGAGUGGAGAGAGGGGAGAAUGGGUCAGUGUCAGAGGUUUACCCUGCCUCCAGCCGGCUUAUCCCCUGAGUGGUCCUUCCCACUGACACUGUAUUUCAAUUUUCCUUUUAUUAUAAGUGCAAGCCCUUCUGGUCACAAGUCAUACAUGUGUACAGUGAUUCACCCUGAUUCUGGAAGGUGGACAUUAUCACAGGUCUGGAGUGUCUCUUCUUGGGACAGAUGAGAUCUGGAGUAAAGAAUGUGAUGUCUGACCAUCCAGUUGUUGGAUUUCUAAGACUGGAAGGAACGGUAUUUCUUUUGUCUUUUGAACUCCCAUUGAGAUUCCCCUUCCCACCCCAUCUGCUCUGUAGAGACUAUCAGUUGCUUCCAUAUUCCUCUAGCAGUGUUUAGGGAAUUGAAUCAAGAUUUCUCUGUUGUCCCCUACUCAUAACCAUGUGUUUGGUUUAUGGAAUAAAACCUGAAUCAUCUAAACUAAGUCAGGUAGGACUGCUUCAAAGCCACUUUACUAUGACUGGUGAGUCUCAUAAUAAAUUCUCUGAGGAUGGGGUCCAAGGCACCUCUAGGCAGGCUCAGCUUGUCCUCUUUCCUUGAAAGCCUAUUUUUAUUUUUGUCAAAUAGGAGAAAUAGAAAACUGAAAGAAGCAAAAAUGACUCCGAAGCUUGGCAUCUGGGUAAAAUCAUAAAUGUUCAAAGAAAGAAUACACUGCAAGUUUGGCAGUCCUUUAUAUAUUGUUUGUAUCACUGGCAUUUCCUAGCCUUCCUUGGAGCACAUGAUUGGAGAAGUCACUUACACUUAUGUUAAAGAAAGCUAUAUGAUGGCAUGGGAUAUUUAGCGGUACAUAACUGGGAGACCAUCUCAUCCACAGGCGGGUUUUGGAGUCAAUUACACAUCUGUGGGUGUCAGCUGCCAACAAGUAGCUCGGGUGUCUGGGCCGCUCCUGAAUACUCACAGGCUGACACACUCUCUCCUGAUGAAAGACUGUUCACUAGAAGCUCAGCCCAAAUAUGUUAAAGGUGGGAAGCGUUACGGACGAAGGUCCUUGCCUGAGUUUCAAGAAUCCGUGGAAGAGUUUGCAGAGAUUGAGCCACUAGAUGAAGAAGCACGGCCUUCACAUACUCCAGCCAGUGACCGCCACGAGCACUGGAAGACACAGCGCAGUGAAGAGUAUGAAGCGGAAGGCCAGUUAAGAUUUUGGAACCCAGAUGACUUGAAUGCCUUACAAAGUGGGUCUUCUGCUCCCCAAGACUGGAUAGAAGAGAAACUGCAGGAGGUUUGUGAAGAUCUGGGGAUCACCCGUGAUGGUCACCUGAACCGAAAGAAGCUGGUCUCCAUCUGUGAGCAGUAUGGCCUGCAGAAUAUCGAUGGAGAGAUGCUUGAGGAAGUCUUCCAUAAUCUUGAUCCUGAUGGUACAAUGAGCGUAGAAGAUUUUUUCUAUGGCUUAUUCAAAAAUGGAAAAUCCCUCACACCAUCAGCAUCUACUCCAUAUAGACAGUUGAAAAGGCACCUCUCCAUGCAGUCCUUCGAUGAGAGUGGACGACGUACCACAACCCCAUCAGCAAUGACAAGUACCAUUGGCUUUCGGGUCUUCUCCUGCCUGGAUGAUGGGAUGGGCUAUGCAUCAGUGGAGAAAAUACUCGACUCCUGGCAGGAAGAGGGCAUUGAGAACAGCCAGGAGAUCCUGAAGGCCUUGGAUUUCAGCCUUGAUGGGAAUGUCAACCUGACAGAAUUGACACUGGCUCUUGAAAAUGAACUUUUGGUCACCAAGAAUGGCAUUCACCAGGCAGCUCUGGCCAGCUUUAAGGCUGAGAUCCGGCAUUUGCUGGAGCGAGUUGAUCAAGUGGUCAGAGAGAAAGAGAAGCUACGGUCAGAUCUGGACAAAGCUGAGAAGCUCAAGUCUCUAAUGGCUUCCGAGGUGGAUGAUCACCAUGCGGCCAUCGAGCGGCGCAAUGAGUACAACCUCAGGAAACUGGAUGAAGAGUACAAGGAGCGAAUAGCAGCCUUAAAGAAUGAACUCCGAAAGGAGAGAGAACAGAUCCUGCAACAGGUGGGCAAGCAGCGCUUGGAACUUGAGCAGGAAAUUGAAAAGGCAAAAACAGAAGAGAACUACAUCCGGGACCGCCUUGCCCUCUCUUUAAAGGAAAACAGUCGUCUAGAAAAUGAGCUUCUGGAAAAUGCAGAGAAGUUGGCAGAGUAUGAGAAUCUGACAAAUAGACUUCAGCGAAAUUUGGAAAAUGUGUUAGCAGAAAAGUUUGGUGACCUUGAUCCUAGCAGUGCUGAAUUCUUUCUGCAAGAGGAGAGGCUGACACAGAUGAGAAACGAAUAUGAGCAGCAGUGCAGGGUAUUACAAGACCAAGUGGAUGAACUCCAGUCUGAGCUGGAGGAAUUUCGCACACAAGGCAAAGUGUUGAGACUUCCCUUAAAGAACUCAGUGUCAGAAGAACUUGAGGUUAACAGUGGUUGCAUUGAGCCUGACCAGGGGCUUGGUUCUGAAGAAUGCAAUCCAUUGACUAUGAGCAUCGAGGCGGAGCUGGUCAUUGAGCAGAUGAAAGAACAACAUCACAGGGACUUAUGUCGCUUAAGACUGGAGCUUGAAGAUAAAGUGCACCAUUAUGAAAAGCAGCUAGAUGAAACCAAGGUCGCCUGUGAAAAGGAGCAAGACAGCAUGAAGCAAAAGUACGAGAAUGAGGUCCGCGUCUUGGAAAAACAACUAAGUGACCUUAAAAACGAAACUGCAGAACUUCGGGGCCAGGCAGUGGUGCUCAAGGAAGCACAACAUACAACUCUCUGCAGACACGAGGAGGAGAAAAAAGAACUGCAAAUGAGGUGGGAUGAGGAAAAGGCUCACCUGCGGGAGAAGCUGAGGCUGGAACACGAGAUGGAACUCAAGGCUCGCCUGGAGCAGGCGGAGGACAGCUUUACCCGGGAGAGGGAAGGACUCCUUCGGAAUGGCGCCUGGACAGAAGAGAAGGUGAGAGGCUUGACUCAGGAACUCGAGCAGCUUCACCAGGAGCAGCUGAAAAGCCUGAUGGAGAAGCACGCUCUUGAGAAGGAGGAGUUGCAAAAAGAGCUCUUGGAAAAGCACCAAAGGGAACUUCAAGAGGGAAGGGAAAAAAUGGAAACUGAGUGUAAUAGAAGAACCUCUCAGAUAGAAGCCCAGUCUCAGGCUGAUUGUCAGAAGGUCACCGAGAGGUGUGAAAGCGCUCUGCGGAGCCUGGAGGGGCGCUACCGCCAAGAGCUGCAGGAGCUUGUGGAACAGCAGCUGGAGGAGAGAUCCCAGUGGGAGUUUGAGAAGGACGAGCUCGCCCAGGAGUGCGCCGAAGCCCAGGAGCAGCUCAAAGAGACUCUGCAAAGAGAGAAAGCAACGUCUCUGGUCCUGACCCAGGAGAGAGAGAUGCUGGAGAAAACGUACAAGGAACAUUUGAGUAGUAUGGUCGUUGAAAGAGAGCAGCUGCUCAGAGACCUGGAAGAUCUAAGAAACGUGUCUGAAAGUCAACAGAGCCUGCUGUCCGACCAGAUACUUGAGCUGAAGAGCGGUCGUGACAGAGGUCCGAAGGACGGGGAGCAGGUCCCGUGCCAGGCGGGCGCCUCAGAGCAGCAGGCCAGCCAGCAGCUUGAGAAGCUGGAAAUGGAACGUGACCGGGAGAGGCAGGAAAUGAUGGCCAAGCUUCAGGCCAUGGAGAGUGUCCACAGGGUGACCUGUGAGAAGGCAGAUCAGGAGAGGGCCCAGAUGAGCACAGAAAUCUCCAGGCUGCAGAAUAAAAUCAAGCAAAUGCAGCAGGUGGCAUCUCCUUUCUCCAGGAGAGAGAGUGGCUACCGGGCAGCAGGAGGCGAGGACGCAGAAGGAAGUGGAGCCAUGUCCUUGCUCCAGCAAGGAAAGCAGUUGUUGGAAGAGAAUGGAGAUGUCCUCUUGAGCCUGCAGAGAGCUCAUGAGCGAGCAGUGAAGGAAAAUGUGAAAAUGGCCACUGAAAUUUCGAGAUUGCAACAGAAGCUACAGAAAUUAGAGCCAGGGUCGGUGAUGUCUUCUUGUUUAGAUGAGCCAACUACUGGAUUCUUUGGAAAUUCUGUGGAACGGACAGAGCCAUUUUUACUGCAAAAUCAAACGAAGCAAGUAGAAGGUGUAGCCACACGGUGCGCCCUAAGUGACCUACAAGACGAUGAGGCCCGGGAUCUGGGAAGUACAGGGACGAGCUCAGCUCAGAGACAGGAGGUCAAGACGGAGGAGUCUGAAGCAUCAAUAGAGAGUUUUUCCGAGCUCGAGAAUAGUGAAGAGACCAGGACCGAGACCUGGGACCUGAAGAAUCAGAUUUGUCAGCUUCAGGAACAGCUAAUGAUCUUGCGUGCAGACUGCAGUCGAGCUUCUGAAAAGAAACAGGACCUACUUUUUGACGUUUCUGUGCUAAAAAAGAAACUGAAGAUGCUUGAGAGAAUCCCCGAGGCUUCCCCCAAGUAUAAAUUGUUAUAUGAAGAUGCCAGCAGAGAAAAUGACUGUCUUCAGGAAGAGCUGAGAGUGAUGGAGAUGCGCUAUGACGAAGCCCUAGAAAAUAACAAAGACCUCACUUCGGAAGUUUUCAAAUUGCAGGAUGAGCUAAAGAAAGUUGAAGAGGUGACUGAAACCUUCCUUAGCCUGGAAAAGAGUUACGAUGAGGUCAAGAGAGAAAACGAGGAACUGCAUGUUCUGGUUUUGAGGCUUCAAGGCAAGAUCGAGAGGCUCCAGGAAAGAGCGGUGCUGCGCUGUGACUGCUUCUCCUUAUGGGAAGCCCAUUUAGAUAACCGGGAAGUCCAACCUGACGAGAAGGUGCUCGGACGACAUCAGACAUGGGAAGAGCGUGUGCCCACGGUGACAAGUGUCCAUCAUAUUCUAGAAGAACAUUAUCAAGAAAACCAGUACCUCGAGCAGCAGAAUGCACAGCUCGUGGGAGAAGUAAAAGCGAGUGAAAUUGCCUGGCUUCACAGAACAAUCCGGACACGUCGAGAGAAGCCCAGAGUACAGAACCAAGUUCUGCUGGAGGAAGACACUGCUCUGCCGGGCCUUCAAGACGGACAUCUUCAGCGUCAGGCCACCAUAGCGGAGUUGGAACUGGAGAAGAAGAAGCUGCAGGAGCUGACUAGAAAGCUGAGGGAGAGAGUCACUACUUUAGUUAAGCAGAAAGAUGGACCUUCUCAAGGAGAAAACGAGGAAGAACUAAAGGCGAUGAUGCAUGACUUGCAAAUCACGUGCAGUGAGAUGCAACAGAAAGUUGAACUUCUGAGAUGUGAAUCUGAGAAGCUUCAAGAAGAAAAUUCUAUUUUGAGAAGUGAAAUUACUACUUUAAAUGAAGAAGAUAGCAUUUCUAACUUGAAAUUAGGGAAAUUAAAUGGAUCUCAGGAAGAAAUGUGGCAAAAAAUAGAAACUGUGAAACAGGAAAAAGCUGCAGUUCAGAAGAUGGUUGAAAAUUUAAAGAAACAGAUUUCAGAAUUAAAAACCCAAAACCAACAAUUGGAUUUGGAAAAUACCGAACUUAGCCAAAAGAACUCUCAAAAUGAGAAAGAACUGCAAGAACUUAAUCAACGUCUGGCAGAAAUGCUACGCCAGAAGGAUAAAGAGCCAGGGCGCAGUACAUUGGAGGAAUGGAAACAAGAAAAGACUAAUCUGAAGGAAGAACUGGAACAAUGUAAAGUGCAGUCCUCCACUUUAGUGUCUUCUCUGGAGGCAGAACUGUCUGAAGUGAAAAUACAGACUCAUAUUGUGGAACAGGAGAACCUCCUUCUCAAAGAUGAACUGGAGAAAAUGAAACAACUGCACAGAUGUCCUGAUCUUGGUGACUUCCAGCAAAAACUUGCUAGUGUUCUCAGCUACAAUGAAAAACUGCUGGAAGAAAAGGAGGCUCUCAGUGAAGAACUAAAGAGCUGUGUGGAUAAGUUGGCAAAAUCAAGUCUUUUAGAGCACAGAAUUGCUACUAUGAAGCAAGAACAGAAAUCUUGGGAACACCAGAGUGAAACCUUAAAGUCGCAACUAGAGGCUUCACAGGAAAAGGUUCAGAGUUUAGAAGACACCCUACAGAAUGUGAACCUGCAAAUGUCCCUGAUUAAAUCUGACCUACGAGUGACUCAGCAGGAAAAGGAGGCUUUGAAACAAGAAGUGACGUCUUUAUAUAAACAACUUCAGAAUGCUGGUGACAAGAACUGGGCCCCAGAAAUAGCCACCUUCCAUAACCAGCAGCAAAGGCCUUCUUGGGACCAGAUGGAUCAUCUGAUGAAGGAGGAACAACAGCUGCUUUGGCAAGAGAACGAGAGACUCCAAACUGUGGUGCGGAACACCAAAGCGGAACUCACGCACUCACGGGACAAGGUCCGUCAACUGGAAUCAAACCUUCUUCCCCCUAAGCACCAAAAACAUCUAAACUCAUCAGGUACGGUGAGGCCUACAGAGCAAGAGAAGUUGAGCUUAAAGAGAGAGUGUGAACAGUUUCAAAAGGAACGAUCACCUACUAAUAGGAAGCAGGUCAGUCAGAUGAAUUCCCUUGAAAGAGAGUUAGAAACAAUUCAUUUGGAAAAUGAAGGCCUGAAAAAGAAACAAGUAAAACUGGAUGAGCAGCUAAUGGAGAUGCAGCACCUGAGGUCCACUGUGAUGCUUAGCCCAUCCCCUCCCACGUGGGAUCUCCAGCUGCGCCAGCAGCAAGCCUGUCCGACGGUGCCCAGGGAGCAGUUUCUGCAGCUUCAACAGCAGCUGCUGCAGGCAGAAAGGAUAAACCAGUGCCUGCAGGAGGAACUUGAAAACAGGACCUCCGAAACCAACACGCCGCAGGGAAACCAGGAACAACUGGUAACUGUCAUGGAAGAACGGAUGAUGGAAGUUGAACAGAAAUUGAAACUGGUGAAAAGGCUUCUUCAGGAUAAAGUGAAUCAGCUCAAAGAACAACUGUGCAAGAAUACUAAAGCAGAUGCGAUGGUGAAGGAUUUGUAUGUUGAAAAUGCCCAGUUGUUGAGAGCUCUGGAAAUGACUGAACAGCGACAAAAAACAGCAGAAAAGAAAAAUUACCUCCUAGAAGAGAAGAUUGCCAGCCUCAGUAAUAUAGUCAGGAAUCUGGCACCAGCACCACUGACUUCUACACCUCCCUUGAGGUCAUAGCCAAGCCAAAGGAUACACUCAUUUGUGCACUUUACUGAAAUGGAUGGAACAUUUCAGUAGGUUCUCUCAACCUUUUUUUUUUUUUUUAAACCUUUACUGGUUUAAAGUUCAGCUCAACCUAAAACUGCCAGCAACAGAACUGUACUCUCCAUUCACUGUAAUUAGUUUUUCUAAAGAGACUCUAAUGGAAGCUGCAAAUAGUCACAUAUUUCACUGUUUAAAUUAUUCCCCAGUUUUGAAUUUUAAAGACAUACCCUGAUAGCCACCAAAAAGGUGGGUAUAUGAACACAAUGCAAGAAUCUUAAAACCCCCAGUUGUGAAUAAGUUAAAAAACAAAACAAAACAAUAUUAUGUACAAAUGUUUGUGUAAAUUCCAGGUAUUUUAAGUUUUAGAUCUGAUGAGUUUGUUUUGAUCUUUAUUUGAAAACCAAAUGUCUGUCUGCUUACACAUUUAAAUAUGGAGAAGUCAUUCUGUUUCCAAUAAUUUUGGCUCUUUAGUGAGAGACCCUGAGCUCAAUAACCACGGAGGACAGAAGAGCCAGAGCCCAUGUACUUGACCUUCUAACACCUAUGGCAGUAUUACCACUCCUGAUGGAUUAUGGAUACUAAAAACUGAUUUACUCAACUGCACUGUUAACUAAGGUUAAAACUGUACUUGCUUUAAAAAACCCAACUUUCUUUAAGCAUUUUUUUUCCUUCUGACAAGUUUCAUUUGGGGAGCUUAUCUUCUAAGAAAUGGAUAAAGCCACAUUCUUAUAGCAUUUGAGCUAUAAGGAAAGCACUGAACACAAACCACUUUCAACAGUUACUCUUAGAAGAGAGUUAAGCAAACCAUGUGGUUUUCUCUCUCUCUAAAGUCUUGGAGUUCAUCAACUUAUAGGGUUGCUUCAAGAACUCAGGGAACAGUAUUUUAAAUGGUCUUCCUGAAACACUGUAGGGCCUCUUUAAGAAUCUGAAAUGCAUAAGCCAUGUGACCUUAUUUGUCUUAGAUUUAGAGCCAUAGGAUUUUUAGUUUUACAUUUUUACUGAAUUUACUCUUUUGGAAAAAAAAAAGCAUUGAUUUUAGCGUUAAAAACUAACUUGAAGUUAUUAUUUGUUUAACAGAGGAAUAGGAAGUAUGGAAAUUUUAACCUAACACCUCAAAUCUGAUCAUAAGAAUUUCUUAACUCUGAUAAGCACUGGCAUGCAUUCUGAGGUAAAGGAGUGCCAAAUAGGAUUUUCCAUUCAGUCGCAAGACCAGAACUUUCUAUAACAGUCAACAUUUUAGAAUAGGUAACUUUUAUUUUCCCCAAGUAAAAUCUUUGCUUCUAGCCCACUUCAGCUAGUCAGGCAUUGGUGGAGGACUUACUAUGUGUAAGACACUAACAAAGCUCAUCUUAACCAGCUAUUUGUUUUUGUAGGACAGCAAUUAGAUAAGAAAAAUUCACUCUGAUACAUUCCUGGAAGGCCAAGCCCAUCAAUUUACAAGACAAAUAACAGCAAAAUCACAUACUGCUUUAUGGGCAGCAACAAAAGAUGAAGCAAACCACCUAAGAGGUCAUAUAGAGUUAACAAAAAAAAUCUUUGGGCACCUGGGUGGCUCAGUGGGUUAAGCAUCCAACUCUUGAUCUCGACUCAGGUCAUGAUCUCACGGUUCAUGGGAUGGAGCCCCUUGUGGGGCUCUGCCCUGACAGCAUGGGCCUGCUUGGGAUUCUUCCCCUCUCUCUGCCCUUCCCCGACUUGUGCGCGCAAGCACUCGCGCUCUAAUAAACAAAAAAAAUUUUUUAACAAAAUUUGCAUCAAGCAACUUUAGAUAGGUUUGUGGCCUAACCAUCUAUUAGUCCCACCUGACAACCUACUGCCAGCACUGGAGUCCUCACUACCAGAGCUCUGACAAGGCAUGGCCAUUUGUGGGACUGGAAUUCACAUCCAUGAAACAGACCUUUUCAUGUCUGGACAGCUCUUAUCAGAAAGUCAUGAAUACCCCCCUGGAAAAAUAACUAAUUUUAAUUCUUCCCUUUAGUUAUCCUUCAAAACAUUUGAUGUCUGCUAUCACGCCUUCCUUAAUCUUUCUUCCCCAGUACAAACAUUACUAGUAAGCCCAACUACUUGUAUGGCAUAGGCUUUAACAGAGAAUCUUUUUCACUUAAAACUGUGGCUAGACCUAGGCUACUAAGGUCAUAAAUAAACUAUGCAUCUGUGGUAUAUUUAUGUAAUAUGAUUCAAGUUACUCAAGGUUAUUGCUAUCAAAACUGAACAAGCAAAUUACUCAAAUUACUGGCUUUAGCAUAUGAUCACAUGUGUUGUAUUUUUUACAUUAUGAAAAGCAUAGGUUAAUUUCUCAUUAAUGUGUAUUUACAUGUAUAUAAAAUGCUGUACAAUGCAUGUAAAUAGGACUUUCUGGAAAGUUUUAGAAAACAUUCAGAAUCCCCUUUAUCCAAAAAUCAAAAUGCUGCUCAAAUGAAAGUUGACUCAGUCAAUAUCUAGGUGCUUAUUCAUUUCUUGCUUUACUGCACUUAUAAAAUUGCAAGACCAACGUGAGAAAUAGUUACCUUAAAUUUACACAUUUGUGCAGUUUAUUUUUGUAGACUAGAGUGGGAAUUUAGCUGGCAAUUUAUAAUAGCACGUUAUUUUAUAGGCAUUUAGCCACUUGUUUAUUAAAAGCACUGGUUAAACUUUCUUUGUAUUUCUGAACAGUUAUUUAUGUUAGUUUCAGAAGAUGGGAUCUUCAUUUCAAGGAAAGAAAAUCAGGUUUGCCUUUGUGAUAAUGUUAACUGAGACAAAAAUGUGUGUAACAAAGCCUACAUUGUUCUAUUUUUGCUUUCUUAUGCUUUUUAGAGCCUGAACUCUUAAGCUCAAGUUGUGAGGAGAGAAAAGUAGAGAGGGAGGGGUAGAACUGAUCACAGUAUUUUAUUUUUCUAGAACUCUUUUAAAACCCAGAUUUUAAAAACUAUUUUAAAUGUGAAUCCUUCCCAGGAGCUUCAAAUGCAUUGCUUAUGUAUUUAAUCUCAAGCAUAUUUUACAUAAAUAGAUCACAAAAUCAUGAGUUUUUAGGGUAUCAAAGGAGGUCUUACAGGUCUAGUGUUUCAAUAAUGUACAAAUACCCAGGUCAGGUAUUGUUAUGAUGAACUUUUUUUUUUCCUGGAAGAAUGAAUAAAAAGUCUACUUUAUGGUCAACUUUGACAUGUAGGAAUGAUUUUUUGUGGGUUUUCUUCUUGAGUGAAGAAAAAAAAAAAUGUGUUGUUUUUGUCAGCAUCUUAAAAGGUAUUCCCAAUCCAGGCACGACUAAGUGCUUUGUAAGAGUAUUGAGCAAGUCUUGUUUUGAAUGGAUUACCUAUAAUGACUCAGUGGAAUGAGAGACAAUUUCGGCCAAAAGCCAAGUCAAAACCUAAUAACCAAAGUAUUCCAUAUUUAAAACUUAUCAUGUUAGGGCCUAUUUGAACAUCUCAUAGACUAAAACAGAAAACACUGCAUGGCAUAUGGAUAGCUGUUUAAUAAUAAAAGUUAGCUCUUUAUUUCUCAGCUUUUUUGAAUGAUUUAACAUUAUGAGAAGACACUUUCACACCAUGAUUUAAGGGAACACUGGUUUUGUGGAGGAAAAAAAAAAAACGAGUUCAUCAAAAGCCAUCCACAGGAUAACUUUUUGAAAUAAAAUUGUGUAUGUGUUGAUAUCAACUUUGUAUAUUUCAUCUUAGCCAUUCUAUCUUAGGAAGGUUUUAAUGUGAGCUUAAGAUGUAAAUAAAUAAUUUUGCAAACA
This is a messenger RNA of Prionailurus viverrinus (fishing cat), 13545 nucleotides long. RefSeq names its product ninein (gene NIN). The transcript has 30 exons. Gene Ontology annotation, molecular function: calcium ion binding. NCBI's taxonomy places the organism in Eukaryota, Metazoa, Chordata, Mammalia, Carnivora, Felidae. Bases 3672 to 9809 code for a protein of 2045 amino acids. The record is from RefSeq and is a predicted model, not a curated record. Gene Ontology annotation, cellular component: pericentriolar material; centrosome; mitotic spindle pole. Gene Ontology annotation, biological process: microtubule anchoring at centrosome; centrosome-templated microtubule nucleation; centrosome localization.